CUUUUUCCUGUCCCGGAGCUACUUUCAGAACAUCACCGCUCCGCGACUCUACAAGCCACGAGCAGAACUCACCAAACAUGUCUCAACAACAACCCGUGCUCGUUCAGAGUGCCUCCCUCCAUGGCAAAGUCGCUCUCAUCACUGGCGCCGGCCGCGGAAUCGGCAGAGGCUGCGCCAUCGAGCUUGGAAAGCGCGGCUGCAGCGUCGUCGUCAACUACGCCAACAGCAAGUCCUCGGCCGACGAAGUCUGCAAGCUGAUCGAAGAGACCGGCACGGGCGCCAAAGCCAUCAGCAUCCAAGCGGACGUCAGCAAGAAGGCCGAGAUUGAGCGACUGUUCGAGGAAUCCAAGGCGCACUUUGGCAAGAUCGACAUCGUGAUGAGCAAUUCUGGCACCGAGUCUUGGGAUAAGACGGAGGAAAUCUCCGAGGAGAAGUACGAUCAUGUGUUCAACUUGAAUGCGAGGGCGCAGUUCUUCGUUGGCCAGGCGGCGUGGAAGUACCUCGAGGACAAUGGUCGGUUGAUCUUGAUGAGCUCGAUCGCCGCGGGACUCCUUGGUGUCAAGGACCAUGUGUUGUACAAUGCUUCGAAGAUGGCGGUCAUCGGUAUGAUCAAGGGAUUUGCCACGGACUUUGGUGCUAGAGGGAUUACGGUCAAUGGUGUCGCGCCUGGUGGCAUCAAGUCGGAUAUGUUUACGCAAAAUGCAUGGCACUACAUCCCUGGCGGUUCUCCUGACUGGCCAGCAGACAAGAUCGAGGCUCUCAUGGCCGACCACUGUCCACUCAAGCGCUGCGCGACCCCGGAGGAUGUUGCUCGCGUAGUAGCAUUCUUGGCUUCUGACGAUGGUGGAUGGGUCAAUGGCCAAGUCAUCACGAUCUCAGGCGGAUCAUCCCAGUAA
Molecule: messenger RNA, 896 nt
Organism: Zymoseptoria tritici IPO323
Lineage: Eukaryota; Fungi; Ascomycota; Dothideomycetes; Mycosphaerellales; Mycosphaerellaceae
Exons: 3
Coding region: 78-896 (272 amino acids)
Molecular function (GO): oxidoreductase activity
Source: RefSeq, a predicted model, not a curated record